AUGUCUACCACGAAGUGGCCACAUCAGAAGGAUUUCCGUUUAGCCGAUCCUAAUUAUUUUAUUCCACAAGGUGUCGACAUUUUGCUCGGGAGCGAUAUUUAUGAUGAGCUGAUGUUAGGUGAUGCAUACCGAGGACCAACCGGUUCCCCUCUAGUACAAAAUACGCAUUUGGUACGUAUUGAGUCUGGAAAGAUCAACGAACGUGCGUCGUUGGGGUCAUCGCACACAGUGAAGGAACACACUCAUAAUGCAAAUGAGGAUCUCAACAAUGUUUUACGCAAGUUUUGGGAAUUAGAGCUAUUCGACAAUGAGUGUCCACAUCUCUCACUGGAGGAGAGGUGGUGCAAGGACUCCUUUGUCAAUUCACAUUAUCGCUUAUCUUCGGGAAAAUAUCUUGUACGUUUACCCUUUUUGUCCAAUCUGGAUCAAAAUAUGGUGAUUGGUUCGUCAUAUCGAAGCGCAUUGAAGCGGUUAGAUUAUCUGGACAAGCGCCUGCGUGCAGACCCCAAGUUGAAAAAUGCAUAUUGUCACACCAAUUAUGAGUAUGUGGAGCUGGGCCAAAUUGAACGGGUUACGCCUAGGGUUUAG
This is a messenger RNA of Drosophila montana, 588 nucleotides long. RefSeq lists its product as uncharacterized. The transcript has a single exon. The coding region runs from base 1 to 588 and encodes 195 amino acids. The record is from RefSeq and is a predicted model, not a curated record. Lineage: Eukaryota; Metazoa; Arthropoda; Insecta; Diptera; Drosophilidae.